UGAGAGAAGAUGGCGGCGCCCAGCAGAACGCAGGUUUUAGCGUUGUAUCGGAUGCUUUUGAGGGAAAGCAGCAAAUUUCCUUCUUAUAACUACAGGACGUACGCCCUACGUAGGGUACGUGAUGCUUUCAGGGAGAACCAGAAUGUUGAGGACCCGAAAGUUCUGGAGCAGCUGUUGAACAAGGCACACGACAGUCUGGCCAUCAUCAAGAGACAGGUCACCAUAGGAAAGAUGUACGAGGCUCAACCGACUGUAGUGGAGUCCACGCCAAAGAAAUUCAUCUGAUUGGACAUGAGUGGAUGACGAAGCUCUCUGUGGAGGUGGACCAAGGCUUUUCAGCAGACUACUGACUGUCAAACACACCUACAUCUCGGCUGAGGAUGAGGCAUGAUGAUGAUGAUGAUGAUACCAUUGAAGCAAUGGUUUGCCAUAUAUACAUUCACUGUUCCCAGAUCACUUCCACCCCGACUGCCUCUUUAUAAAGUCAACUGUGCUGAAGUGUAAACUUCACACCACACAGCCUGCUGUUAGAGCCCACCAUUCGGAGUCUGUCCUUUUAUCAAGUUUGUCGAUACAGGUCAUGUGUGUAUUAUUUGUCUUGUUUCAUUAAAGCUAUGUUACUUUAAAACACCACAA
Neoarius graeffei (lesser salmon catfish) is the source of this 636-nucleotide messenger RNA. RefSeq names its product LYR motif-containing protein 4A (gene lyrm4b). Bases 10 to 285 code for a protein of 91 amino acids. Gene Ontology annotation, biological process: iron-sulfur cluster assembly. Lineage: Eukaryota; Metazoa; Chordata; Actinopteri; Siluriformes; Ariidae. The record is from RefSeq and is a predicted model, not a curated record. Gene Ontology annotation, cellular component: L-cysteine desulfurase complex; mitochondrion. The transcript is spliced from 3 exons.